Molecule: messenger RNA, 2568 nt
Organism: Neoarthrinium moseri
Lineage: Eukaryota; Fungi; Ascomycota; Sordariomycetes; Amphisphaeriales; Apiosporaceae
Exons: 2
Coding region: 1-2568 (855 amino acids)
Biological process (GO): calcium ion transmembrane transport; intracellular calcium ion homeostasis
Cellular component (GO): membrane
Molecular function (GO): calcium channel activity; calcium ion binding
Source: RefSeq, a predicted model, not a curated record
AUGUCUACACCCGUCCGGACGGGGUCCUUUGAGUCCAACAGGAUGACGCAAACAGGCUCGCACGACCCGGAGAAGGAUGGUUCGCCCACCCUCACCCAUGCCCCGACUGUGUCGGAUACUGCAGAGCACAUGAACGAAAAGGAGAAGCAGCCCGUCAACUUGCGCUUGAAUUUGCAGCGGGACAGCAUGGACCGAGCCUCAGACGGGCGAUCGGGCCAGUAUCUCUCGCCAACUUCAGAAACCCACGACCGCGAACACGCUACUCGUUUGGUUGACGAUCUGACGAUGCUUCAGGUCCAGCGCAUGGUCAGCAACGAGGAAGAGGAGCUUAGGCGAUCCGUAUCCAAGGUUCGCUCUAGGGGAGAGCACCCGAUCCAGGAGGAUGUCUUCAACCAGCCCAACCACGGCGUCACGCUGACUCCACCUCGCACUGAGCCGACAAGCAGGCUCAAUGCUGCCUUCAAAUAUCUCAAGAAGAUGCCUCGCUUCUUGCGGUAUUUCAUGUACAUGUUGCCCAUCACGGCGAUCCUGCUGAUUCCCAUCUUUCUCGGCAUCUUCGUGGACUCGCGCCACUCGACUCCAGUCGGCGGAACCGGCGGGCCCCAGCUCUUGUGGUUUGGUAUCUGGUUGGAAGUUGUGUGGCUAUCCCUCUGGGCCGCCCGCAUUGUCACGGCCAUCCUUCCAUUCAUUGCAGGAAUUGGUGCUAAGAUCGUCGGAUCUGGCAACCCGAAGAAAUGGAAGUCCAUGGGACAUUCGCUUGAACUCCCUACUGCUCUGUUCCUGUGGAUGCUCGCGGUCCUCAUUUCCUUCCUGCCCAUCAUCAACGAGAGCAGUCACAAGGUCUCCGCCGGAGGUGAUGACCCCUUCCCCGACGUUAGCUGGAUCAACACCAUGCACAACGUGAUCAUCGCUCUUUUCAUCUUGGCGGUGCUGAACUUUGUGGAGAAGAUCAUCAUCCAAUGGAUUGCGAACGCAUUCCAUCUGCGUACAUACGCCAUUAGGAUUGAGAUGAACAAGCAGAGCAUUGCGUAUCUUGUGCAUUUGUUUGUCCACUCUAGGGAUAACCUCGUGCCCGAAGAGUCGGUCAAGAACAGCCCCGGAGGUGGAGUGUCGGGCAACAAGACACCCAUGAAGUUAUUGCAGACCAACGCGCGCCAGGCUUUCACUAGGGUUGGAGAUGUGGCUAACCGAGUCGCUGGUGACUUCACGGGACGUGAGGUCCGACUGAGCAACCACCCUCGCAAGGUUGUGUCGGAGCUGCUGCGCAAUACUAGCUCAGCUCAAGUCCUGGCUAGACGUCUUUUCCGCACUUACGCGAAGCCUGGCUCCGAUGUCCUGACUCCCGAAGAUCUCAGCCCAGCAUUUCCUUCGCAGGAAGAUGCUGAGAAUGCGUUUGGCAUCUUCGACCGUGACUUGAACGGCGAUGUUUCCAUGGAAGAACUGGAGGCAUUCUGUGACGAGGUUCAUCGUGAAAAGAAGGCUAUUGCUGCUUCUGUCAAGGAUUUGGACUCUGUGAUUCGGAAGCUUGAUCAUGUCUUCAUGGUAGUGGUACUUAUUAUCACUGUCAUUGUCUUCAUCUCGAUAUUGUCGGCUUCAGCGGCUGCAGCUCUCUCGUCUGCUGGAACUGCUGUUUUGGGUCUUUCAUGGUUGCUCCAGGCUACUGCGCAAGAGUUCCUUCAGUCAAUCAUCUUCGUCUUUGUCAAGCAUCCGUUUGACGUUGGUGAUCGUAUCACAGUAUACGGUAAUACGGGAGCCUUGGGAACCGGCGACGACUACUAUGUCACAGAAAUCUCUCUACUCUACACCGAAUUUAAGAAGAUGGAAGGUCACAUUGUUCAGGCACCGAACUCGGUGUUGAACACUCUGUUCAUCCUCAAUCACCGCCGAUCUGGUCAGCUUGCCGAUGUAUUCGAGCUACGCAUGAAGCACGGAACGCCCAAGGAGCACAUCGAGGAGCUCCAAGCUAGAAUGACUGAGUUUGUUCUCGAAAACCGCCGUGAUUUCGUUGGCAAGAUCAUCACGGAGAUGAAGAAGAUUGAGGAUGCCUACUGCAUCACCGUCAACUUCAUCUGCUUCCACAAAUCUAGUUUCCAGAACGAACUGCUCCGAUUGACCCGUCACAACAAGUUCGGUCUUGAGUUGAUGACUCAGAUGUCCAACAUUGGCAUCGAGCAACCCCGACGCCAGUACCAGAUCUCAGGCCGCGAAUUCCCUGUCUACCAAGCCAACAUUCAGCCGCCCUCAUACGAAUCCACUCAACCUACUGUUGACCAGUCCAAGAUGACAGCAACCCGCCGGGCACGAUCGGAUUCGAGAGUGUCGCAGUCCGACGCGGAUUUCUACCAAGACGUGUUCAUGAGUCGGAAGGCCAACCCCUCAUUCAUCCGACAGCCAGACAUCGCCGAGGAACCGUUCCCGUCCGAUCAGGCCAUGGCGUCGGGUGCACAACUGGAUAGGCAGACAAGUAGAACUUCCGGUAACCAGCGAGCACCAGCCGGUCACCGCCUUUUCGGCCGCUCUAUGACACAUCGUUCUACCACAGGCCGAAGUGAUAGAGAUAUGGUCUAA